Messenger RNA from Dromaius novaehollandiae (emu), 2160 nucleotides. RefSeq names its product monoacylglycerol O-acyltransferase 2 (gene MOGAT2). Gene Ontology annotation, biological process: triglyceride biosynthetic process; diacylglycerol biosynthetic process. The transcript is spliced from 6 exons. The record is from RefSeq and is a predicted model, not a curated record. Bases 453 to 1532 code for a protein of 359 amino acids. Gene Ontology annotation, cellular component: endoplasmic reticulum membrane. NCBI's taxonomy places the organism in Eukaryota, Metazoa, Chordata, Aves, Casuariiformes, Dromaiidae. Gene Ontology annotation, molecular function: diacylglycerol O-acyltransferase activity; 2-acylglycerol O-acyltransferase activity.
UCACGGGGACUUUCAGCUCUAUUUGGUCUUCAUAUACAAGUGACCUGCUCGUGCUCGUCCCUUCCUGCUGUGCAGAGUGGUUUUUCGGGGAGCAGGAAGAAUAAAUCAGCUGUGGUCAUGCCUGGCUCACACGCAGGAGUGCCGAAGAGCCCCCAUCCUCUCUGGGAGCAUCCAAGUACUGAAAAAUUUGAAGGGAGAAAUGCCUAUGGUGAAGAGACACACAUGUAAAGGCAAAUUGGGGUCCUAAAAGGAGCUUCCUUCCCAGAUACGGGAGGUAAAAGCAUGAAAUCCUCACCACCAAACCAUGCUGUGAGCCACAUUUGCAUGAAAUCACUGACACUGCCUAACAGUGUCCCUUUCCUCCCCGCGUGGGAAGUUCACUGCGCACAGUCACUGCCAGCACUGUAUGUUGCACAACCCCCUGUACUGUAAGACUGGGUAAAUAGUGACGGAUGACUUUGUACUUUGCAUUUGCCACUUGUGGAGCUUCCUUCUCCUUGCAAGACGCGCGCGCCGAGCCCAAGAUGAAGGUCGAGUUUGCUCCACUCUCUCUGCCACUGCAAAGGAGGCUUCAGACUGCAUCGGUGGUUCAGUGGGUCUUCAGCUUCCUAGCUCUAGGACUGUGCUGCAUAGCUCUCUUCAUCUGCCUCUUCUUCACACGUUUUUGGCUGGUCAGUGUCCUCUACGCAGCAUGGUGGCUAAUAGACAGGGAAACACCCCACAAAGGUGGGAGGCGGAUUCACAUCGUCCGGAACAGUGUCAUCUGGAGAUACAUGAGGGACUAUUUCCCCAUCACGCUGGUGAAGACAGCGGAGCUGGACCCCCAGAAGAACUACCUGCUGGGCUGUCACCCCCACGGCGUCCUGGCGGCGGGAGCCUUCCUCAAUUUUGGCACAGAGGCAUCGGGGUUCUCCGCGCUCUUCCCAGGCAUCACCCCCCACCUGAUGACGCUCUCCUUGUGGUUUCGCGUCCCCUUCCUCAGGGAAUACUUGAUGAGUGGAGGCCUGGUGCCCUCUGACAAGGAGAGCGCGUCCCACGUGCUGCGGUGGCCCGAGGGGGGCAACGCGCUGGUCAUCAUUGUCGGCGGGGCGCAGGAGGCACUGGACGCCCGGCCGGGAUCCUUCGUCUUGCUGCUGAGGAAGAGGAAGGGCUUCGUCCGCCUGGCCAUCGAGCACGGCACCCCGCUGGUCCCCGUCUUCUCCUUCGGCGAGAACGAGCUCUUCAACCAGGUCAGCAACCCCAAGGGCUCCUGGCUGCGGCGGCUCCAGCACCGGCUCCAGCAGAUCAUGCGCAUCUCCCUUCCCCUCUUCCACGCGCGAGGCAUCUUCCAGUACAGCUUCGGGCUCAUCCCCUACCGCCGGCCCAUCUGCACUGUGGUUGGGAAGCCGAUUCCCGUGCAGAAGAAGCACAACCCCUCCGAGGAAGAUGUUGAUCAAAUGCAUCAAAAAUACUUAGAUGAAUUGUCCAAGCUCUUUGAGGAGCAUAAAGCAAAAUACAACAUCCCUGAAGACAAACACCUCGAAUUUAUUUAGAGCUCCUCGUGUGAGUUUAAGCCAUAGGGUUCAAGCUCCAAGUUUUCUCUCUAUCUCUGGGACUAAUUCACAACCUUACCUUAGUCACAGUCAACAUAUGGUUGAUGCAGUGGAGGGAGCAGGACCUGAUUUUCCCAGCGUCUGCAUGGGUCUAGAGCCUGUUUUCAUUUUCUCUCUGUAGGACACACACAAAAAUGAAAAGAACAACAAAAAAAAUCCCAUCCAACCCAACCCAGCACUAUUAAAACUCCCCUGUAGAAAACUUAAAACUUGAGUCUGGCUUAAAGGCCAGGUUUCCAAGCUAUUCCCAGAUAGAAAUGAAUUAUGAAAACUUUCCUUUGCAUUUAAUUCAAGUGCCAUUUUCUCAGGCUGGCUAAGGAAAGGUUCACUCUGGGAAAAGUCCUCAAAGAUAUCUACCAGGAUAUCCAGGCCUUUGCUACCCACUCCAUUCUCUGACUUCAGAGAAAAAUUCACAGCUUUUUUUUCCAUAUAACAGAUGGGAAUAUCUAUCUGACCGCUCAGCUCAAGCCACUUGAUGGAAACAGGAUGACAAGCCAUAAUUUCUGUUGAAUAUAUAUAUAUAUUUUAAAUGUCAUUUGUCUGGAUUAAAUGAUCACUGUUUUCUCUG